Molecule: messenger RNA, 744 nt
Organism: Saprolegnia diclina VS20
Lineage: Eukaryota; Oomycota; Saprolegniomycetes; Saprolegniales; Saprolegniaceae
Exons: 4
Coding region: 40-720 (226 amino acids)
Source: RefSeq, a predicted model, not a curated record
UUUCACCUUGCAGUAUUUCGACUGUCACAGCUACGAGAGAUGCAAGGGGACUACGCCCAAGCCAAGCUCUCAGCGUGGGAGCGCGAGCGUGCGAUUCGCCUCGAGGCCAAACACCGACGCGAGAAGCUCGAGGCGGCCAAGCGCCAUCCAGCGCCAGCGUCCUAUAUUCCAAAGCCGGCCGCAAAGACCACUGGCGACGAAGAGAAGCGUCCGGAAGCCAAACCCCGAGGCGCGCCGGAGAAGGCGUCGCCCUGCGUCAUGGCCAAGCCAUGGCUGGCACCCAAAAUGCACAGCUUGGCCGUGCCCAAAGCCAGCUUUGGAAAAGCGCCGAGGACCGAGAUGAUGCCCGAGGUCGACGACGAUGCGUUGAGCGUUGCUUCCGACAGCACCUGCUCCGAGCAUGACGAGGAAGGCGAUGACGAUGGACCCACUCGUCGCCUCGUCGACAGCUUGGACCUCUCAGUGGCGUUUGCGACACCGCCCAAGGCACAAGCCAAAGACGAGACGCCGGUGGUUGCAGCGUAUGGCGGCGGCGCCCACGUGCGAGUGGGAACGCGCACAGCGCCGGGUGACCGGUGCUCGCUCGAGAAGCGACGAGCGACGGCGAGUGUGCAAGCGACGCGCGUUCGGAAGGGCCCGAUCGAGACUCCGUCGUUGGAAAAGCCUGCCAAAGCCGACAAGGUUGUCGUCAAGAAGGAGUUUGCCUUCUUGUUCACGUAAUACAACGUCCAUUGAAAAGACAUA